UUAUCGUGUGGUGUGUAAAUCUGUGGUUAGGUACACACUGACUACAUAUAUAUUCUCGUCCUCCUCACCCAAAUCUCAUUUUCAAAACCACAUUAUCUUCCUCUUCCUCGAGGAGAUCUAUCACAAAUCACAACAUGAUGAAAAGUCCAAAGAACUACCUGAAGAUGACCACCGAUUCAACCGUAUCAGAAGCAGCAGCCUCCUUAAUCAACUCCGAUCUCAAAGAAAUCGGAGAAGCAACCAAAAAAUUUGCUAAUCACGUCAUCCAGCUCGGAGUCAGUGGCGGUUUCGUCACCACCGUUCUUCAAUGGUUCGCCUUCUGUGCCGCCGUUUAUUUGCUGAUACUGGAUCGUACAAACUGGAGGACCAAUAUGCUGACGUCACUCCUGGUUCCGUACAUAUUCCUGACGUUUCCGAACUGGCUGUUUGGAAUCUUACAUGGAGAUGUUGGCAAAUGGAUCACUCUUGUUGGAGUCAUAUUACGUCUCUUCUUCCCUAAUCACUUUCCAGAGUAUUUGUAUUUGCCUGGAUGUUUGCUUCUUCUGAUUGUGAUAUCUCCAAGCUUUGUUGCUGGUUACGUAAGAGCGGGCUGGAUCGGUGUGAUUAUCUGCUUAGGAAUUGGAUGCUAUCUGCUUCAAGAACACAUCAGAGCUUCUGGUGGAUUCAGGAAUGCAUUUACCAAGAGCAACGGGCUUUCGAACACUAUUGGUAUCGUUCUUUUGUUCGUUUUCCCUGUUUGGGCUUUGAUCACUUUGAUUUAAGUGUUUACAUCAAACUCUUGUUUGUUGUAACAUGAAUUGUGUUUUCUGUAUGAGUUGUGAUUCAUGAAUAUUUUCAUUGAUGUGUAUGUUGAACUUGGUUACUAUUUAGGUUCGUUAUUGUUUCAUUUGAAUAUGUUUUGUGAA
Helianthus annuus (common sunflower) is the source of this 905-nucleotide messenger RNA. RefSeq names its product cold-regulated 413 plasma membrane protein 1-like. NCBI's taxonomy places the organism in Eukaryota, Viridiplantae, Streptophyta, Magnoliopsida, Asterales, Asteraceae. The record is from RefSeq and is a predicted model, not a curated record. Gene Ontology annotation, cellular component: membrane. The coding region runs from base 135 to 761 and encodes 208 amino acids. The transcript is spliced from 4 exons.